AUGAACUUUGGUUUUAGAUUCAAAUAAAGUAAACCCAUUAAAUUUCCAAAAACUGAGGUAAUUAUAAUUCAUAUUCUAAAAGAAUUAAUUACUAAUACAAAUUGGUUAAUGUAGAUAAAAGAUAUCUGAAUUUAAUUGGCAAGAUUGUAAUAAAGGAGAUGUAAAUGCAUGUCUUUAACUUGAAAAUUUACUCACUCAAUACAUUCUUUUCUUAGACUAGGUGAUUGAAGAACAACCUAAAAUCGAUAUAUCAUUCUAAUGGAAUGAUUCUUAUGAACCUGUAAUCAGAUAGAAUAUUUUAGAAUAAAUUUACUCAAUCCAAAUAAUGGCAUUAUGAAUACUCCUGUUCUAUGUAUAAUCUUGGUCUACUUUACUAUCAUUUGGGAUAAAAUAUAACAAACCUCAAAGAUGCUAUUAAUAAAAAUCGAAAUUCUUAAUGGUGUUUUUAAAGACUGUCUGAAGUGAUUGUCUUUGUCAAUUCAAAAACUGUUCAUUAACAUUCAGAUCUUUCUUAUGUUCAUAUUCAUAUGCAUAAUUGUUAUGUAAUCAUAUUACUCUUACCAUUAGGCCAAUGCAUUUGGAUAUAGGAAAUUAUAUGAGCAUUUUUAAAAUAAUAAGAAUCCUGAUGAAUAAUUGGAAGCUUUAGGAUUAUUGUAAGAGGCAUCUAAAUUAUAUGAAUAAACAAUUAGAUGUUUAAUGUAAACCAAAUAAUGUAAUAAGAAACCUAUUCCACCAAUCAUUUAUAAUUAAUUACUUGAAUAAUUUUCAUCUGAUUAUGUCAUCUCUUAAGUUAUUUCUAAUUUAGAAUUAGCCAAAUUUAUGGCAUCUACUGCCAAAGAAGUUCCUAAAGAAUAAAGGAUGGGAAAAGCAUUAACAUAUUUAAAUAAAGCUGAACAAUCUAUUUCAGAAUUCUUUAAGAAUUUUAAAGAAAAAAAGGAAUUUUUAUAAAUAAAAUUAUCAUAGGUUUAAGCACUUAAAAAAGAGUAUCUAUAUCUUAAUGAAAAUGCAUAUAAACAUCCAUUGGCUAAAGAAUAUGAAUUAUUAUAAUUGCCUGUAAAAUAAGAUCUCAUUAAACCUAAAGCACCUGAUGUAUUCAAUAUAGAAAAUAAAAAAUAAUUAUAAGAAUAAUUUUUAAUAGAAAGUUAAUAAUUAAUCUAAUAAAUUAAUUCUAGUAAGACUAAGGCUUAAUAAAAAUUAAUAGAUUUACAAAAUAAUUUUAAUUCUAUUUAUAGAUAAUACAACAUUCAAUUUAUGGUUGAUUCUUUUUAAAAUGCUGAAUCUUUAAAAUUAACUCCAUCAAUAUAAUAAAAGGUACAGUUCAUAAAGGAUAGAGGAGGAUGGAAGGGAUGUCAAAAUUAAAUUUAAAGGAUCCAUUCAUUAUAAUAGGAUUAAGGAAAGAGAUUAAUAAACAUAAAAAAUCAAUUAGAUUUAUAAUCAAUGUAACGUGGACCUCCGAAUCAAGGACAUUGGUUAUUAUCACAAUAGAUAGAAAAUUUUAGAAAAAUGGUUGAAGGUAAUAAAUGAAAUUAUUAAUGAAUAGAUAUAUAAAAAAAGCUUUUAGAAGCUAGUUUAAUUAAUAGAACAACAGAUGAAUAGAUAAAGAGUAUUAAAGAUCAAUUAUUGUUUAUUGAAUAAAAUAGUGAUUAAAUGUUAGUCAGUAAAAUGUAGACAUCUUUAUAGGAAUCUUAAAACUUUUAUAGGAAGAAUAUUUAAACAUUAAAAAGGUUAUCUAUUAUUGUUGAGAGUAUAAUGAAUAAGAUAGAUUUAAUAAAGAUCUAAUUAGCAAAUUUAGAAAAAUAUAUUGAUGAUUUUGGCUUUGGUUAGAGUGCAAACUAGGCAAUUAAUUAAAAUACUCUAUUGUAAGCAGCGAAGAUAAUUUAAAUUAGGAUGACAGAAUAUGAUGCUAUUGUAUAAAUAUUAUUAAUUUAGUUUAAUUCAAUCAAUCUAAGUGAACUUGAAAAGAUUGCAUCAGAUUUAGAAGAUAAAUAAUUAUUCCUAGUGAUAGCUAAUUAGGGAGAAUAAGAUUUUGAAAAUCAACUGAAGAUGAUUUAAGAUGCAUUUUACAACUUAGAGUAUGCUCAAUAAUUUUAUGAGUAUGCUUCAUAAUCUUUAAUUUUAGUUCCAUUUCAUAGUAGGUAUCUUAAUUGGCUAACUUAAUUAACGAACUCACAAAUAAUAGUGAUUGA
This is a messenger RNA of Paramecium sonneborni, 2186 nucleotides long. NCBI's taxonomy places the organism in Eukaryota, Ciliophora, Oligohymenophorea, Peniculida, Parameciidae. The record is from the annotation of a GenBank genome assembly.